AUGACGUCAGACACACAGAAAAUACUGUGCAUCAGUUUUAACCAAGAUUAUUCAUGCUUUGCUCUAGGCACUACACAUGGAUUUUCAGUCUAUGGCAUAGACCAAAAUCAUCUCAGAGAACGAUUUAAACGCAAUUUUAAUGGGGGUGUUGGUAUCAUCGAGUUGUUGUAUAAGUCAAAUUUAGUUGCUUUGGUUGGGGGCGGCCCACAACCAGUGUUUCCACCAACGAAAUUGAUCAUAUGGGAUGACUACCAAAACAAGGGCAUUGCAGAGUUAGAGUACGACACGCCUGUUCGUGCUGCACGAUUGAAACGGGAUAUAAUUGUUGUGGUUGUUGAAACAAAUGUGUUUGUGUACGACUUCAGAAAUUUGAACCUUCGGCAGACGUAUAAGACGUGUCCAAAUCCAAAUGGGUUGGUUGCCGUCUCCUCUUCUGAUAACAAAGUGAUCGCAUACCCGUCGAUAGAAGACGGUAAAGUCGUUGUUACAAACUUAGAGACUAACACCUCAGUCACUAUUGAAGCACACAAACACAACAUCUCCGCUUUAAGUCUCUCGCCCGAGUCCAAUAUAUUAGUGACUGCAAGUGUUGAAGGGACACUAUUUAGAGUCUGGGACACGUUACGUGGCGACAAAAUUGGCGAGUUCCGUCGUGGCAAGAAUGCCGCAGUCAUCUAUUCCAUCAACUUUUCACAAGACGGGAAGUUCAUAGUGACAAACAGUAAUCGCGGGACGGUACAUGUGUAUACCCUUCAGCAAGACGGUGAUGUUGUCAACAAAGAGUCCACAUUUGCCAAAAUGGUACCAGGCUUCUCUGGGGUCUAUGGGUGUUGUGAAUGUUCCAUACCUCCAGAUAUCUACACUGCAGUGUUUUUUGGUUGGCAGAAUUCGUUGAACAUGACAGUGAUGGGAAUAACUAUAGAUGGAGUGUUCACUAAAUUCAGAGUAGAGAAUGAUAAAGGGCAACUUACUAUGGUCUCCGAUGAGUCUUCCCCUAUUCUGUGA
Molecule: messenger RNA, 1005 nt
Organism: Entamoeba invadens IP1
Lineage: Eukaryota; Evosea; Mastigamoebida; Endamoebidae
Product: WD repeat domain phosphoinositide-interacting protein, putative
Exons: 2
Coding region: 1-1005 (334 amino acids)
Biological process (GO): nucleophagy; protein localization to phagophore assembly site; protein lipidation
Cellular component (GO): cytosol; extrinsic component of membrane; phagophore assembly site membrane
Molecular function (GO): phosphatidylinositol-3-phosphate binding; phosphatidylinositol-3,5-bisphosphate binding; protein binding
Source: RefSeq, a predicted model, not a curated record